Molecule: messenger RNA, 4598 nt
Organism: Colius striatus (speckled mousebird)
Lineage: Eukaryota; Metazoa; Chordata; Aves; Coliiformes; Coliidae
Gene: TMEM184B
Product: transmembrane protein 184B
Exons: 9
Coding region: 251-1483 (410 amino acids)
Biological process (GO): transport
Molecular function (GO): transporter activity
Source: RefSeq, a predicted model, not a curated record
CGGAGGGCCGGGGUGGGCCCGGCGUCGCCAUGGGCUCCUGAGGCCCUCAGCGCCUCCGCGCCGGUGCCGGCGCCCGCCCGCCCGCGGGGCAGCGGGGCAGGGCCUGACCCGACCCCACCCGACCCCUCCUCACCCCAACGGGCUGGGCCGACCCGAGCCGAGCUGAGCCGAGCCCCGCCCGCCCGCCCGGAGGUCUUGGCUCACGGGUGGCUCUAGCAAUCGCACCUGGGACCUCACACCAAAAAGCACCAUGAUGGUGAUGACUGAAAUCACUGCGGCCCCCAGAUUGGGGGCAGCUGCCACCACCCCAGCUGUGGCUCUCAACUUCUCCUGGAUGCCGGAGGAUGGCAGCCCCACAGCCAUGGAGCAGCCAAUAUUUCUUAUGACCACCGCUGCUCAGGCCAUCUCAGGUUUCUUUGUGUGGACAGCUUUGCUCAUCACCUGCCAUCAGAUCUACAUGCAUCUCCGCUGCUAUAGCUGCCCAAAUGAACAGCGCUACAUUGUUCGAAUCCUCUUCAUUGUGCCCAUUUACGCCUUUGACUCAUGGCUCAGUCUCCUCUUCUUCACCAACGACCAGUACUAUGUUUACUUUGGCACAGUGCGGGACUGCUAUGAAGCCUUUGUAAUAUACAACUUUCUCAGCCUCUGCUAUGAGUACUUGGGCGGGGAGAGCUCCAUCAUGUCGGAGAUCAGAGGGAAACCAAUUGAGUCCAGCUGUGUAUACGGGACUUGCUGCCUAUGGGGAAAGACCUAUUCGAUUGGAUUCCUGAGGUUCUGCAAACAGGCUACCCUGCAGUUCUGCGUGGUGAAGCCCCUCAUGGCCAUCAGCACAGUCAUCCUUCAGGCCUUCGGCAAGUACCAGGAUGGUGACUUUGAUGUAACCAGUGGCUACCUCUACGUGACGAUCAUCUACAACAUCUCUGUCAGCCUGGCACUGUAUGCCCUCUUCCUUUUCUACUUCGCCACACGUGAGCUGCUCAGUCCCUACAGCCCCGUCCUCAAGUUCUUCAUGGUGAAGUCUGUCAUCUUCCUGUCCUUCUGGCAAGGGAUGCUGUUGGCCAUCUUGGAAAAGUGUGGUGCCAUCCCCAAAAUCCACUCUGCCAACGUGUCUGUGGGUGAAGGCACCGUAGCUGCUGGGUAUCAGGACUUCAUCAUUUGCGUGGAGAUGUUCUUUGCAGCCGUGGCCCUGCGCCAUGCCUUCACAUACAAGGUGUAUGUGGACAAGAGACUUGAUGCCCAAGGUCGCUGUGCCCCCAUGAAGAGCAUCUCCAGCAGCCUCAAGGAGACCAUGAACCCCCAUGACAUUGUCCAAGAUGCGAUCCACAACUUCUCCCCAGCCUACCAGCAGUACACGCAGCAGUCCACGCUGGAGCACGGCCCGCCCUGGCGCAACGGCAGCCACGUUAUCUCGCGCUCCCACAGCUGCUCGGGUGCCCGUGACAACGAGAAGACCCUCUUGCUGAGCUCUGAUGAUGAAUUCUAGGAGGGGAAACUGCCAGCACAGGCUGUCAUUUUCCUCCUUUUAUUGUUUUUUGGGGGUUUUUUAAUUGUUUUUUUUUUAAUUUAUUGAAGCAAAACCACACAAGUCAUAUCACUUCCUAGAGAGUGCAGAUUGCAGAAGUGGGCACUUGCCGUUACCUUUUGUGGAUACGGACAUGAUGAGCAGUGUGGAUGGAGGUGGGGGAAUGGCCAGGACUCCAUUCUCGAGCCCAUUCCUUACAGCAGCAAUUGACUGGAAUUAACUGAAGUGAAGCUCUAGGGUUUGGGGCUAUGGCCUCCUAUACCUGCCCAACUUGGUGUGGAGUGUGACUGGCCAGAGCCUGGAAUUGUGUCCAAAAAUAUUGUGGGGUUUUUUUUCCAGCUGAACAGCCUGGCUGAUUUGUAUUCCUCUUCCUGAGUUGUUAACAUAGGCACAGGUUUCUCUCUCAGCUCCCUGGUACUAACUUCCCUCUGAUCCUUGGUAAAUGGGGAUAGGAUGAGCAUUCCUGAGGACCAGACCAGAGCUUGGGCUCUCCAGAGCCAUUGCCUUGAGUGCUUAGUAAGGAACGUCUGCCCCCACUCUCUGAAGCAACUGCUUGUGCAGUCCUGUGCUUGAGUGAGCGAAGGAGAAAAGGACAGGACUUUCUGUUCCUCUGCUCCCUGCAGGUCCCCAGCUCGCCAUCAAAGGUGAUACCUGUUGAAGCUCAGCAGGGAGGGAAUUGCCGUCUCACAAUAGUGGGGCGUCCCCUCUCUCCUGCAUUCCUGUGGCAAGAAGCCUCCCUGCUAACAAGACGGAGGCCUGGGCAUGAUAGGUGCUGGAAGUUUGUAGAGCUCCAGCCUUUUCAUCCCCCUUUGGGAAAGGAAGAUAUGUAAACACUAAAACUUUUUUUCCCUUCUUGUUUCCUAUCCCCCACUGACAUAGUUGCCCCUGUUAAAGGUGUGGAUAGCAGCAGGUAGCUGCCAGAGCAGGGUCUAGUCACCUGCAGGCAGCUUUCCCUGUACUGGUCAUGACUUCCCCUGUGUGUGGCACAAGUUUUGCCCUUAGGUUGGAGUAUUCAGGAGGAGAUGUUGCACAUUUCUCCUUUGCUUUUUAUCUCCAUAGCUGUUCUGGGCCAAACUUGACACCUGACAUGACCUGGCUGUUUAAAAUUGUCCCUCUUAGUUUCCCAAGCCACCUCACAGGCUCUGCAGCAACUGCAGUGCUAUUGGUGAUGGAGACAGCAUCUACAGGAACGGGCAAAGAAGCUUCCUCUUUUUUUUGUUUGGUUUCGUAUUGGCCCCUAAGGAUUUAGUGGAGCCAACAAAAAAUGACCCUUCUGUAGAUCUAUCCAGGGACCAGGAAAUGCCUCUUGGUUAAAAUUGUCACAGAUCAGAUGCCCCUGUCCCCAAGCAGGAAGCAAAAUGAGAGAGUCUGGAGCAAGCUGCUGUGUUCUUCUGGGCUUGUAAUUUCUCCAUUCCUUUCCCCCGUGAUGCCUACCCUGCCGUGGGCAGACCUGUGUGUUUCCAGGUUGGCCCCCCGUUGCUCUGCCAGGAACACUGGAGUCUGGCUUAUUGCCUGGAGUUUCCCUUUCGUCUUGUAUCCUAAGCUAUGUACUUGCUCACUCACUCACUCUCUGAGAAGCAACUGUGAGCAAAGAGCACCCCUGCCAGAAGCGUGUGGUCAGGAGCGGGGCAAAAAGGACUUGAAGAGAGGCAGUUUCCCUCCCUGCUCUGGAGAUAAGAUGAGGGGGGAAAGGCCUAAGGACAGUGUGUUUUUUCUGUACUUUUGCAUUUAGGGGAUGGUGAAGCAGGUGGGAGCAACAGUGCCAACUCCUGGAGGAGCUAGAGGCAGGGUCAGUGGGUCCAGCAGCUUCUCUGCUGCUGGGUUUCCCUUCCCAUUUGCACACAGGCUGCAAGGCCUUGCAGUUACUGCUUUUCCUACAUCUGUCGCUGCUGCAAUGGCCGUGUGAGCGCUGUCUGCCAGGGGUUGUGUGGGCUUGGUGUAAAACUCCUUUCCUCAUGCCACAAGCUGUCUCAAAACCAGGGCUGAAGAGGGAAAAGGCUUUCCUUCCGUCUUCAUAGAAUCGUAGAAAGGUUUGGGUUGGAAGGGCUCCUAAAGAUCAUCCAAUCCCAGCCCCGCUGCCAUGGGCAGGGACACCUUCCUCCAGACCCGGGUGCUCAAAGCCUCAUCCAACCUUGAACACUUCCAGGGCUUUGAUUAAUAGUCCUUUAGUGUGAGAUGUUUAUGUUAAACUUCCCCUCUCUCUUAGGAAAGCAGGGCACGGACACGAUCCCUUCUUCCCCUUUCCUUGCAUUUGCAAGCCUGGAUGCUGUUUCAGUGUCACUUAACUGGUGACUGUCCCCAGUCUCGGGUGGCUGAGCUCUGAGAUCUCUGAGAUCGCCCUCCCCGGACUCAAAGGUGACCCAGGCCUGGAGAAGCGUUCUGGUUUUUGAACUCUUCUGAAAUGUACGCUGCACACGUGCUGUGCAGAGGAUCUGGGUAUCCUCAAAGCUUCCUCUAUGUAGUGGUUUCAAGUAAUAACCCUUUUGCACUAUCUGCCUUCAGAGGAGCCUGGUGAAGAACUAGCACCCGAACAACAGCCAUGCAUUAGAAUUUUAUAGACAUAGCUAUUUCGUAACACCACGCAAAAUCAUCGCUGAGCUUCCUGCUCAGGCAAGUGCCGGAGCGAGAACCACCUCUGAAGCUGCUUUGGCUUGGAGGCACAAAUAUCUUAAGACCCAGAGCUUGAGGCAGAGGAGACCAAGGCACCUGUGGGCUUGUGGUAGCCCAGGGCCCCAACGAACUCCAGGAGUAGGCCCUUGGAGCUGCUCUCCCUCACCUGCUUUCCCCCUCCCUCCUUCCUUCCUUCCUUGUUUACCAUGUAACAUACCCAUGGGAUUUGUUUAUUAUUUUUCCAUAUAGAGUAGUUCUUUGUAUAUAAAUGACUGCAAAAAAAAAGGAAAAAAAAAGUAUGAUAAAUAAGACAGAGUCACCUAGUUUUGUACCUAUUGUGUUUAACUGACGUGAGCUCAGCGACAAGCCGCUCUCUCUAUUUUGGUCUUUGUGACGUUAUACUCUGCAGAAAGGAGCAAAUAUGAUGACAAAUAAUAAAAAAAAUAUAGAGAUAAUAUAGAUUGUA